UCUUGUUUCCCAACGAAUACGUUCAGAAGGGUGUUUCUCAGGGAAAAGAACAAGAGAAACUCUUGGGUAAGAAAUAUUAUCAUAGAAAACUCGGAAAAUCGCACGAUUCCGUGGCAAAGCCGCGCUUCCGGGAAUUCUUGGAGCUCGUGGAGGGGGGGAAGAGAGAGAGGGAGAGAGACUGUUCUUCUCUGCUGUGUUUGAUCACAGGGCUUUUCGUCUCCAGGGGAGCAGAGCAGUUCCCAAUCUCGUCCAAAGAUUCCUCUUUUGGCAUAUACAACCCUUUUUUCUUCUUUUUUUUUUGUAAGCAUAUAUCAGUCCGACAAUCUCCGAAUUUUCUCGCUCUCACCUCUCUCCUCACCAGAGCUGAUUCGUCUCCAUAGAAAGAUGGGAACGGGCUUCGAUUUGUAGAUAGUAUCUAGUUCUAGACCUGGGCUUGUGAGGUUCCUUGCUCUGGAUGUUGGAAGAGAAUUUGUGGUAUAGAGACCUAACCAGAUGGCUGCCUUGGUCCCUGGUGCUCUCCUCAAGCUCCUUCAGCACAUGAACACAGGUGUCAAAGUUGGUGGUGAGCAUCGUUCGGUACUCCUCCAAGUUGUCAGCAUUGUUCCUGCUCUUGCUGGUGGUGAGCUCUACCCCAAUCAGGGCUUCUACCUCAAGGUCUCUGAUUCAUCCCAUGCAACCUAUGUUUCCUUGCCUGAUGAGCAGGAUGACCUCAUCUUGAGUGAUAAGAUCCAAUUGGGCCAAUUCAUCCAUGUUGAACGCCUUGAGGCAGCCUCCCCGGUACCUAUCCUGAGGGGUGUGAAGCCUGUCCCUGGUCGCCACCCAUGUGUUGGCAGCCCUGAAGAUCUUGUGGCCACUCGUUCCUUGGAAUUCCUCAACGUCAAGAAACCGCAGGCAUCCAAUGGCUCUAAGGAUAAUAUUAGCACACCAUUAGAAAAAGAGAGGAGCAAGCUGGGGAAAUCGAUAGCAACUACUAAUGUUGAUGAGGUGGAAAAGAAGGCAUUGCUCGGUAGGUCAAGCUCUUCACUCACAAAAUCAUCAGUAAGCAGUGUAUUGGAGAAGAAGGCAGCUAUACAUGUAAGAUCCAAAUCGGUGAGUUCAAAGUCAAUCCCUUCAUCUCCAACAAGCUGUUACUCAUUACCCACAUCAUUUGAGAAGUUCUCCAAUGGAGUUAAGCAGCAGACAAAAGUUAAAGGGCCAGAGAGACCAGCACCCACUACCAAAAAGUUGGGUUUAUUUGAGAGGGCAGCUUCUGUUUUGAAGGCAACCACAGCUAAGAAGAAGCCAUCUGGUGGAAAUUUGAUUGGAAAUUCGGUGCCAGGGUUUGAAUCAGGGCCUAAGGUUUUGAGAAAGAGCUGGGAAGGGAAUGUGGAGCUGAAAGGGAGGGAUAAUUCUAAUCCAAGGGCAGCAAAGAGUGAGACUAAACCUGAAGCCCGAAGCACUUCUGUUCCUCGAAGAAAACCAACCACAAAUGAAAAGUUGCUACCUAAAGAGGACAACAAGGUUCAAACUCCUGCAAGGAAAAGCAAUGCAAGUGCCAUUUUGGAAGACGAUAGACCAAAUAAACAACCAGCUCCUGUGAUAAGGAGGACAUCAGAGGCCACUCACAAUACAUCCUUUGGCAAUUUAGUCAAGGUUGUGCCCAGUAGCAGAAAAUGGACUGAUGGUAGUGUUUCUUGGGCAUCACUUCCAUCUUCUCUAGCAAAACUUGGAAAGGAAGUCUUGAAGUAUAGAGAUGCAGCACAACAAGCUGCCAUUGAGGCCAUGCAAGAAGCUGCUUCUGCUGAAACCUUGAUUCGGUGCCUUAGUAUGUACGCGGAGCUGACUUCCUCUGCGGAGGAGAAUAACCCCCAGCCCUCGGUGGAGCAGUUCCUGGCCCUCUACGCCACCCUCUCCCGCGCCGGUCUCAUCUCCGACGCCCUCUCCAAAGCCUCCCCUGCCACGGUAUCCUCACCGGACCAGUCCGCGGGAGGUGACCCGAUCCCCGAAGAUGCCCUCCGGAUCUCCUCCGAGACCCGCAAGCUCGCCGCGUCCUGGGUCCACGCCGCCCUCGCCACCGACCUCUCCCCCUUUACCCUCUACCGCCCCAAAUCCACCUCGCCGUCCGCUUCCGCCGCCUCUCAGCCGACCUCGGCGGCGCUCGUCCUCGACUCUCCGGCCAGAUCCACCGCGGCCUCGAAGCCCCCCGCCUCCCCGAUCAAGCCCCGUUCGCUGUCGGUGGCGACGGCCUCUUCCAAGUCUUCGGUCACUGCGGCGAUCCGGAGGUCGCGGGGGGCGGCGCCGCCGCCUCCGCCACCUCGGGAGUGGACCCGGGGGGAAGGGCUGGAGGAGGGGGCGGAGCUGGCGCGGGCGCUGAGGGAAUCCUCGAGGGCGUGGUUCUUAGGGUUCGUGGAGCGGUUCUUGGACGCCGACGUGGCGGCCUGCAUGCCGUGGGAUCGGGAUCUGGUGGCAGGGAUGCUGUCUCAGCUCAAGAAGGUGAACGACUGGCUGGACAGCAUCGGGCAGAGGGGAGGCGAGGAGGGGGAGGACGGCGGCGGCAGGGACGACCAUGGCGUGCCGCCGGAGACGAUUGAGCGGCUCAGAAAAAAGAUCUACGAGUACCUCCUCACUCACGUGGAGUCCGCCGCCGUCGCCCUCGGCGGCGGGGGAGAACGGCCCGGGCGGAGGAUAUGAUGGAGGCUCAUCAGGGGCUGGGCACGAAUCACGAGACGGAGGAUGAAGUGGAGACUGGACUGUAGCAUUCGUUCGUGAUUUUUUACGACGUACACUGAAGAUAAUUAUUUUGGUGGUCGGAAGCGAACAGCGGACAGGCACAGGAAGUGUACAUAGAAGAUGUAUUUUUUUAGGGGAGUUAAUUGUGAUUUGUCUGAUGGAAGAUGAAUCCUGAUCUUUCUUCACUGCAAACAUGGUUAAUCUUUGUCUUUUUACACCAAAAAUUGAAUUAUAUUGAACAUUUAUUUGAAAGGUGAACAAGUGUCUAAUAUAUAUUACUCAAUACUAGAUUGAUGCAAUUUGUGUCAAGUGACAU
Molecule: messenger RNA, 3025 nt
Organism: Elaeis guineensis (African oil palm)
Lineage: Eukaryota; Viridiplantae; Streptophyta; Magnoliopsida; Arecales; Arecaceae
Source: RefSeq, a predicted model, not a curated record